GCCGUCGCCACCCUUCCGGGGCCCCUCGCCCCUCCGCGGCGGGACCGCAGCCCGAGCGGGCCGGGGGGGGAUUGUAAGAAAGCAAACAGAAACCGCGGAGCGCUCGCGAUGCCCAGCCCACACGGCCUCUCCCCGGGAAGAGGGAAGAAGGCACCCUCGUCGCGUCCCGGGCGCCGGCGAAAGAGGUGUCCCGGGUCUGGACCUGUCGUCGCCGACGCUGCCGGCCCGGAGAGCUCCGAGUUCGCACGCAGCCCCGGAUUUAAGGAGACGGGAAAGGACUUCCAGGGCCGGGACCCGGCACCCCCGCCGCAAGCCACCGCCCGCCGGCCCGGCGCCCCGCCCCCACUCACCGCGCCCCCAGGUUCCGGCGCUGCGGGCCACUGGGGGGCCUGGGUCCGGCGCGGCCCGGGGCGCAGGAGACGGGGGCGCGCGGCAGGCUUCGGCUCGGCCGAGGGGCCGGGCGCAGGCUUCCCGCACCCGCCUUCCAGGGGCCGGGGGACGAAAGCACGGACGUGCGUCGGGAGCACCGAGUUGCGGGGAGGAGCCGGGCCGCCCGCAAGGACAGAGAUCUCUUCGUGAGAAGCAAACCGUCCUCGCAGACCCACACUCACAGCACUCGCAGGACUCCACGGGAUGCUCCUGUGACCUACCCAGCAGGCACCGGUCUCUCCCACGCGGACGAAACUGAAGGGCGAAGGUCCUUUCGGUGAUGCAGCGGCUCCCUGACGCGACAGCAGAAGCUCAUUCGUCGUGUACUGCGGAGAAAAUGGCCCUUGUGGGGACAACUGGGAAGCGGCUGCUGCCCAGGUGGGUAAUCACAUCUGGGCACACUGGAGGGAGCAAGUGGAGGCCAGGUGUGAGCUGCUCCAUUUGAUGGAUGAGAAUCCUGAGGCUCACAGAGAUUAGUCUGUGUGGAGCCCAAUGUCUCCCCGACUUUUCCAGAACAGUCCUAGAAAAGGAAAGAGCCAGCCAGCAGGUGAGAAUGCCCAGGUGCAGGAGGAUGGCUGCAGGUCAGGCCGACCUUGCCCACACCAGCGGUGCAGGGGAGGGGACAGUUCCCCACCCACCCUCACCCCAGGAUGGCCAUCACCAUGGGGGCAGAUGGGGUGAAGAUGGCCUUCCCAGAUCCUCAAAGUCUCAGGAAGAUUCAGAUGAGGCCAGUGGCUCUGGAGGCAGUGUGCAUGGAGAUGGAAAGGAAAAGGGGGUUCUACUCCUGAUUUACUGAUGGCCUUGAGCAAUCAUAAUAACAGCCUUGAGCGCUCUCAGGAUGAGGGGCAUCAUUGUGAGCCCUUCCGCAGGCAGACUUGUUCAAUCUUCAGACAGUCCUGUGAGAUUGGUACCAGUACUGCCCCCCCGUUUCCAGGUGAGGACAUCGGGGACCACAAAGGUAAACCUUGGCCACCACCACGAGGAGGAGAAUGGGCCAGAACUAGGACCCCAUGCAUGCCUUUGAGACCCCCAGCCUCACUCCUGAAGCACUUGCCAUUUUGCCUCAAUUUUGCAAAUUGCUUAGCCUCUCCAAGCCUUGGUGUCCUCCUGUGCACAGACGGCAUCAGGUUCACGGUAAGGAUUCAGAAAAUCCCGUGGAACCUCUGCUCCUCCAGACAAUUGGAUGCACAGCACUAGAAAGAAUGCCUGCAAAAUGCACUUUGGUGCGUCCCUCGCUCAUCUAAGGGACCUCUGGGGAGUGGCAGGCCCUGAGGAUGCAUUAGCUCUCCGCUCUAUGCAUAUAGACACCUGGGAGCACCCUGUUGGAGAGCCUCUGCCCUCAGUGGCCCUUUCUCUUCUUGCUUUCCUUGAACAGCCACUGAAAGGCCUUGACCCGGGCAGCCAACAGUCGAAUGAAUUCCUUUUGGAGACACCAGGUUCUGGCAACUAAAGAAUUGGAUUCUUACCCACUUUUUCAUCCAGAGAGGCCAAACUAUAUCCGGGCCUUUUUUUUUUUUUUUCCCGUUAAGCUUUUUUAUGUAAGUGAGGACUGUUUUACAAAGUAAGUAUAUGCCAAAGUCUAUCGCACCAUGCCCCCAGUCCUACCAGGCUCAAGGACGCCAAGUCCAUCUGUAUUUCCCCUAGGACCCACCCAGCACCCAGACAUACACAUACCCCUAACUUACGGAGAGAGGGGGGCUACGGAAGUAGCGUGGACAAGCUUUGAGGUAAGUCCCCGGCUGCGCCGAGUUGUAUCGCCAGACAUGGCUGUGAAACAAUGUGCCCAGAGGCCUUCAGGCCUGAAAUGUAAUCACAGAUGCCCAAGGAGUGCCGCUCUCCGGUCAACCUAUGGAUCGAUCUUGUCCAAAACUGUGAAUAGAAAAAAAAAAAAAAAGAAGAAGAAGAAGAUAACAGUGUCCUGGGGUUAGGUCAUGGUGAUGGCUGCACAGUUUUGGGAAUACACUAAAACCUACUGAACGGUACCCUUAUAAGCGGUAAAAUUUAUGGCAAGUCAGUUAUAUCUCAGUAGAAAAAAAAGGAGUCACCAUUCUUCCUUACUGGCUAGAAAGAUGCGGCAAGAGCCCAGCCAGUCAUUUGAAAGUCCUGGCACUGCUGAUAUUCACUAACUGCUAACUCCCCCAACUUAGAAGAUCUAAUCCAGGUUGGGGGUAACACAGGAGCGUCAGGCUGGGCUAUGCCAGGGCCCUGGCUGUGACCGUCUCGGGCCAAGUGGCCAGGAGCCUGGGGCAGCCUGUCCAUUAUGCCCUCGAAGACAAGAUGGCAAGGACACAGGGCCCCAGACUGGACCCUGCAGAAGAAGGGGUUCCUGUGGGGGAGGGGCCUUCCCCACUGCAGCCCUGACAUGAAUCAGAGAGUCGCUUGGGAGAAUAACGUUGGAGGGGUCUGCGUGCGCGCUUGCGGCCUGUGGGGGUGUCCCGGGGAGCCCACCCAGCACUACAGAGCCCUGUGUCAGUUGGCAAGCACAAUUUUCCAGGCCCCGUCUCUGAAAAAGGAAGCCCAAGUUGACUGGUUGGGUUGGUGAAGAAAUCGCCACCGGAUUAAAAAUAGCAAAUAAAUGUAAGAAGUUAAAAUGCUGUA
Messenger RNA from Callorhinus ursinus (northern fur seal), 3027 nucleotides. Lineage: Eukaryota; Metazoa; Chordata; Mammalia; Carnivora; Otariidae. The record is from RefSeq and is a predicted model, not a curated record.